AGUGACUCAUUCCAUGUCCCCCCUUUCUCCAAAAAUAAUUAUUCUACUCCCAAGUUCCAACUGCAACAAAAGAAUAUUCGAGUUGUCUUGUUUAGUUUCACAUUUUUAUUGAUUAUUCCUUCUAUUUCCAAAAUAUUAGAUGGCAGAUCCACGUCUCAGGCAAUUAACAAUCAAAACAGGUGUUGUUAAAAGAUUAACCAAGGAAAAGGUGGUAUAUGAAAAGGAAGCCGUCCAACAAAAAGAUCGCAUUGAAAGAUUAAAAGCCGCAGGAGAAGAUGAACAUGUGCUGAGAAAACAAGAAGAAGUUCUCCAAGAAGCGCUAAUGAUCAUUCCAGAUUGUCAAAGAAGACUAGCAAAAGCAUUUGAGGAAUUGUCAGAUUUCCUUAAGAACGAAGGAGAACUUAACGAGACAAAAGAAUAUAUAACAGCUUCACAAAUUCUUGAAGAAGCUAAACUCCAACUAGUUAAAGACUAGAAACCAUAUUCAUUAAAUCCUUGCUUCCGUUGUUUACUGUCACUUUGCAGUAAACGUUUUUUUCUUAUCUCUUAAAACUAUAUUAUUUAAUUAACAACACAAAUAUUCCCCAAAAUGAAGAUCUCACAACUUAAAUGGAACGUACAAACUAUUAUAACUACUUUGAGCAAACUUGAAAAACAUCGUGAUAAUCUGUUUCAGAGUUCCAACAAUUUUAUCAGCGAAAUAACUGAAAUAGAUAAAUGUAAAGCAAAUCUUGAUGUUGCUUUUGCCAAUUUGGAAUCAGAGUCUUUAAACAAAUUAGUUGCGGAAAUAAAAAAAAGAAAAACUAAACGUAACAAAAAGAAGCUCAAGACAAAGAAAAAGAAUGAGCAAACGAUAAGCAAUAGCCUUUAUCAGCAAAGCCUGUCAGACAGUUUUUCUUAUGUUUCGGAACAACCUAGUUUAAAUCGGUUAGAAAAAUGUAAACUACGUUGUUCGAAAAAGUAUCUUGCUUCUAUAGAGUGUUUGGAAACUCUUCAUAGGCUUAAAGGUGGCGGUGAUUCAUGUAAUCUUAAAGAAUCUUUGAAUUCCAUUAAAUCGAUUUGGCAAUCCACUGCAAAUGGCAUAAAUGAAAAAAUGAGCCAGAAUUGCGUGGCAAAAAGUUGGGAUAAAAUUCUUUUUGGUGGAAAGUCUGAAAUUGAAAUGAAAUCUAGUCUUGAAGAGUUUGUGGAAAGACGUUUCGUUUGGGAUACUUAUCUAGACAUUUCCAAUGGUUCACAUAUUCCUGUAGGCUGGGUGUAUCCGAAAGUCGAUGCUAGAUCAGAAUGGAAGCAGUUUCAAACUAACAUAAUUAAUUAAUAUCAAAUAUUUUUGUUCGCAUUUAAAAAUAAAAAUAGUUUUCUAGUAACUCAACUAACUUUAGCAUAGAAAUAAAAAAACAUAAUUACUUAAACAAAA
Molecule: messenger RNA, 1414 nt
Organism: Episyrphus balteatus (marmalade hoverfly)
Lineage: Eukaryota; Metazoa; Arthropoda; Insecta; Diptera; Syrphidae
Gene: Tbca
Product: tubulin-specific chaperone A
Exons: 4
Coding region: 140-475 (111 amino acids)
Biological process (GO): post-chaperonin tubulin folding pathway; tubulin complex assembly
Cellular component (GO): cytosol; microtubule cytoskeleton
Molecular function (GO): beta-tubulin binding
Source: RefSeq, a predicted model, not a curated record